GGAAUGUCAAUGUCUAUAACAGAGAGUUCCGGUUCAAAUCCCUCCACUUCCUUCUAAUGGAUGCCAUGAGGCUUCUGAAGACAGAGAAGUGCCAAACUGUGUUUUAUGGCACAAGCAAAGAGUAUGAGGUACAAGUAGGGUCAGAAGUGCGAUUUGGGAGGUUUACUACAACCAAGGCCAAACGUUCUGAUUCGGAGGAAUCUGCUACAGAUAAUGGGAUCCUUUUCAACAUCACUUCCUGCACUGUAGUCAACAUUGAUGAGUACACUUGCUUCUCAGACAGCAUUGAUCAGCUGAUAUCCCCAGCAGAGGUGUUUAGGGUGGCUGAGGUAAAGAAUGUAAUAAAUAAAGAUCACGAGUACAGAGAGAUCGUUUUGACAAGUUCAAGGACUCACAGCAUUGACAGCAUCCGCGACUGUUACCUCUUCCCCAGAUCUCCUACAAGUACGAGUCCUCCAUCAAUCACCCCCAAAGGCUCCUCUACUCAAUGGCUUGGCAGUAGCCUCUCUGUUCUUGUGGUUGUAUCUCUCUCUAUCUCCCUGAUCACCAGGACUGAUCAUCUCUGAUAAACUAAAGUGUUGAAUGCUAAUAGAUGCGGUAAUGAAGUCAAUGGAACGCAGACCGUGGGGGAUAGAAGGAUGCACAUUCAAGAAAUCUGAUCUAACAAAAUAGAUAUUUGUCAAAUCGUCAUUUUUUUUUAGGUAUUGUAACAUGCCCAGAAUGUGGUUACUAAAGUCUUAUUUGGAUAUAUUUGUCUGUUUUGUCAGCAUAACAUUUAGAAAUAGUCCCUUUUCAGGUUUGGAAGAAGUGACUGCUAAAGGCUAACUCCCAUUCAUAUAGACUGGUAGCAUAGCUAGCAUAUAGAAAUCGAUGGUGGUAGUCAAAGUCGGUUUUAACUGUAAUGCAGUUUCUUGGUGAUGAUGACAUCAACAUGUAUUCGGGUUGACAUCCAUUCCAGCAUUAUACUCUGAUUUUUACCUCAACAUAGUGUGAAACACACAUAAACAAUAGCCUAAAUGUAGGCUAAUUUUGCUAGUGGGCAAUGAGGCAUCUUUCCCCCAUGCGUUUCCAUUGUUUUGGUCGAGUUCCAUGAACCUCUUUACCACGUCUAUUGAAAAGGUCACACACACUCGCACACGCACACACAAAAUUGCAUGUAUGUAAUAUCAAUGCACACAGACACAUUCAUCAAAUGUGACAAAGUGCAAACCUGUCAAAUCCCUCAGCAUAAUGAUAUUCUCUUAAAAUGUAUUUCUUUGCAUUUUAUUGUUUUUGUCAAACAUAAGAUUAUGGUGAAUUGAUAAUAUUAGAUAAGACGUUUUAAACAAUAUGGUAUGCAUUUAGCAAAUAUUUUUGUAUCACAAUUGAGUGUGAGUGGUGUCCAGUUUUCAUAGAUGUAAUUAAAUGUUCCUCUUGUUUUGAUAUCAAAUAAAGCAAUAAGAUGAGUA
Molecule: messenger RNA, 1448 nt
Organism: Salmo salar (Atlantic salmon)
Lineage: Eukaryota; Metazoa; Chordata; Actinopteri; Salmoniformes; Salmonidae
Product: T-cell ecto-ADP-ribosyltransferase 2
Molecular function (GO): NAD+-protein-arginine ADP-ribosyltransferase activity; NAD+ poly-ADP-ribosyltransferase activity
Source: RefSeq, a predicted model, not a curated record